This is a messenger RNA of Epithele typhae, 651 nucleotides long. RefSeq lists its product as uncharacterized. The record is from RefSeq and is a predicted model, not a curated record. Lineage: Eukaryota; Fungi; Basidiomycota; Agaricomycetes; Polyporales; Epitheliaceae. The transcript has 3 exons. Bases 1 to 651 code for a protein of 216 amino acids.
AUGUCUCUCAUCCGCGCUCCCCUCGUCCUUCUCCACGCCGUCCUCUACCAGCUCGCCAGCACCCCGCCCAACAAGACCCCCUCCACCGCCCGCAUCGACUCCUCCGAAUCCCCCUUCAUCCGCAUCGCCCCUCUCAUCUUCAAGAUCCAGCAGCCCCUUCUCCUCCCCACCUCUCAUUUCGCCAUCCGCUCCACACCCGCCUUCCUCGCCGGCCUCUCCCUCGUUACCGCCGGCACCCUCCUCCGCCUCACCUGCUACCGCUACCUCGGCGCCCUCUUCACCUUCGACCUCACCCUCCUCCCCAAGCACACCCUCAUCACCCGCGGGCCCUACUCCGUCGUCCGCCACCCCGCCUACCUAGGCUCCAUCCUCGUCUUCCUCGGCCUCGGCCUCGCCGACCUCUCCCCCGGCGGCUGGGUCGCCGAGUGCGUCUCCGCCGGCGACCACGCCUCCCCCUCGCUCCUCGGUCCCGCCGUCGGCCCGCGCCUCGCCACCAGCUGGGCGCUCUUCGCGGUCUGGUUCGCGUGGUGGCUCGCGGUCGGCGUCCGGCGCGCGCGCAUGGAGGACGCGACGCUCCGCAAGGAGUUUGGCCGCGAGUGGGACGUGUACGCGCGCCGCGUCCGCUCCUGGUUCGUCCCCGGCCUGCUCUGA